CCGCCCCGCCCGGCCCCGCGCGCGUCACGCGGCGGCGGCUCCGCAGUCACGUGCCGGGGGCGGUGGCGGCGGCAUGGCGGCGACGGGCGGCGCCUCGCGGGCCGUCGCAGGGUGGUGACGCAGCGGCGGGGCGCUGCGGGGCGCGGGGAGGAUGGGGCUGUGAGGGCGGCCGUCGCGCUGGACACCCCGCGCCGAGCGGGAGCAGGUGGCGCCGCGCCGGGGCUGCGGGCCGCGACGGCCCCGCCGCCGCCUUGGGAGUCGCGGGAGGCGGUAGUAAAAAAGAAAAUAUCAAGAUGAGUAAAAAGCCUCCAAAUCGUCCUGGAAUCACAUUUGAGAUUGGUGCUCGUUUGGAGGCACUGGACUAUUUACAAAAAUGGUAUCCAUCUCGUAUUGAGAAGAUAGACUAUGAAGAAGGGAAGAUGUUGGUCCAUUUUGAACGCUGGAGUCAUCGCUAUGAUGAGUGGAUUUACUGGGACAGCAAUAGGUUGCGACCCUUGGAGCGACCAGCAUUAAGGAAAGAAGGGCUGAAAGAUGAUGAAGAAUUUGUUGAUUUUAAACCUGGAGAAGAAGUCCUAGCUCGUUGGACAGACUGUCGAUAUUAUCCUGCAAAGAUUGAAGCAAUUAAUAAAGAGGGAACGUUCACAGUUCAGUUCUAUGAUGGUGUGAUUCGAUGUCUUAAGAGGAUGCAUAUCAAAUCUAUGCCAGAGGAUGCAAAAGGGCAGGCGCGCGAGAGGGAGCAGAUAGCGCCGGAGCUGAGAUUAGUGACGGAAAUCGAACCAAAAGAAGAUUGGAUAGCUUUGGUCAAAGCUGCUGCAGCAGCAGCAGCCAAGAACAAAGCAGGAAGUAAACCUAGAACCAGCGCAAACAGCAAUAAAGAUAAAGAGGAGAGAAAAUGGCUAAAAGUUCCUUCAAAAAAGGAAGAAACUUCAACCUCUACAAUCAUGCAGGAAGUCCAAAAAAAGGAAGAAGAACCUACAUCUAGUGACACAUUUGUAGGUUUUCCUGUAGUGGAUGUUCCAAAGAUGGCCUUUGUGCAGGCAGAGAACACGUUAUCCCACAAGAGGAAAAGUAAUCUAGGCAACUCGUUUCAGGCAAAGAGAGCUCGUCUUAACAAGAUCACUGGUUUAUUGGCAUCCAAAGCUGUUGUUGCAGAUGGUGCUGAAAAGAAGGAAGGCAACAAAGAAACAGCUCCAGUCCUGGAGCAGGAGAUUUCACCUAAACCACAAAGUCAGAAAAAAAAUGAAGCUGAUAUUAGCAGUUCUGCCAGCAUUCAGAAACCUGCACUGUUAUCCUCAACUUUGUCUUCAGGAAAGGCUCGCAGCAAGAAAUGCAAACAAGAAUCUGGAGAUUCUUCUGGGUGUAUAAAGCCCCCUAAAUCACCACUUUCCCCAGAGUUAAUACAAGUCGAGGAUUUGACGCUGGUCUCUCAGCUUCCUUCUUCUGUGAUAAAUAAAACUAAUCUCUUUUUAGGUCCAUCACAGCCAGUGAAUUCCCCUAGAUCCUACAAACAUAGCCAGCGGAGGAGAAGAUCACAGCGUUUAGCCACUUGCUCGUUGCCUGAUGAUUCUGUAGAAAAAGUUUCUUCUCCCUCUUCAGUUACUGAUGGAAAAGUGUUCUCCAUCAGGGCUCAAAAUCAACAGCCAUCAAAAUUGGAGGUACCUGAUGUUGCUCAUAUGUCACUUGAGAAGCGUGGACCAUGUCUCCCUCUUGACUUAAGCCGUAGUUCCGAAGUUACAGCACCAUUAUCCGCAGAAUCCACUUUCCGUAAUGAAUACCCCAAUAAAGAAAAGGAAGAUAUUCAGAUGAUUACAUAUCUUUCUUCCAAAGCAGUAACUGAUGGAAGAGUAGCUACAACAGCGUCAGCACCCUCGUCCCAUGUACAUGCCUUACAUCUGGAAAUGCCUUUAACCAAUAGUCUAAAGUUACCCAAAGGGAAUAGUAAAAAAAAGCGGUCUUCCACAUCAGUGAGCUCUGAAGGGACAGAGAUACAGUACUCUGUGCCCAUAAAGGAGAAAUGUUUUGAGAGUCUGAAGGAGAAAAUAUUAAAGAACGUGAUUGAGAAGGACAAGCAUUCAGAAGUUGGUGCAGUGAGAAUGGAAAGGAAAGGAAAACUGGAAGAGAAAAGCUCCUCAACGUAUGGUAAAAAGAAAGAAAAGGAAAAGGAGAAAAAAGAGAAAAAGGAGAAAGAUCAUAAAUCAAAACAGAAAAAGAAGAAGAAAAAAAAGAAGAAAUCUAAACAGCAUGAUUAUUCGGAUUAUGAAGACAGUUCUGUUGAGUUCUUGGACAGGUGCUCCUCUCCGUUAACACGGUCCUCGGGGAGCUCUCUGACUUUGCGCAGCAUGUUCUCGGAGAAGAAUACAUCAUACCAGUAUCCAAGAGCUAUCUUAUCUGUUGACCUUAGUGGAGAAAACCUUUCAGAUGUGGAGUUCUUGGAUGAUUCUUCCACAGAGAGUUUGUUACUUAGCGGUGAUGAAUACAAUCAGGAUUUUGAUUCAACUAAUUUUGAAGAGUCUCAGGAUGAAGAUGAUGCUCUCAAUGAAAUUGUAAGAUGCAUCUGUGAACUGGAUGAAGAAAAUGGCUUUAUGAUUCAGUGUGAAGAGUGCUUGUGUUGGCAACACAGUGUAUGCAUGGGGUUGUUAGAGGACAGCAUUCCAGAGCAGUACAUCUGUUAUAUCUGCAGAGAUCCACCAGGUCAGAGAUGGAGUGCCAAAUAUCUUUAUGAUAAAGACUGGCUAAACAAUGGACACAUGUGUGGAUUAUCAUUUUUGAAAGAAAACUACUCUCAUCUUAAUGCCAAAAAGAUUGUGUCAACACAUCAUCUACUGGCAGAUGUAUAUGGUGUAACUGAAAUAUUGCAUGGACUGCAGUUGAAGAUUGGGAUAUUAAAAAAUAAGCAUCACCCCGACCUUCAUCUCUGGGCUUAUUCAGGGAUGCGAAAAGAACAAGAACAAAUAACUCUUGGGGUAGAGAAAAAAACAGUGACUUUGCCAGAACCUGUUAAUCCAAUUGAAAGGACGUGUCACGCUCAAAAUCAUAAACAGCCACCUAGCUUACCCCAAAAGAUGGAAGAAACGUAUAUCACAAGUGAGCACAGUUACCAAAAACCACAGAGUUUUGGUCAGGACUGCAAAGCAGUCAGUGACCCUAUGAGCUCAGAUGAUGAAGAUACAAGUAGUUUUGAGGAAGAUCAGGAAUUUCAUUCAGAGAAUAAAAAUUGUUUACAGUAUUCUUUUAAAGAUGAUGGGAUGAAUGAUCAGAAGAAUUCUGCUGAAGGGAACACUGUGUUUGUUUGUAAUGAAAAAAAAGGCUCAGAAGAACAAGUGGACACGCAUCUUCAAUGGCAGCUAAAUCUCCUUACCCAUAUAGAGAAUGUACAGAAUGAAGUCACCAGCAGAAUGGACCUGAUUGAAAAGGAAGUUGAUGUUUUAGAAAGCUGGCUUGAUUUCACUGGAGAACUGGAGCCACCAGAUCCUCUUGCAAGAUUGCCUCAGCUCAAGCGACGUAUCAAACAGCUCUUAAUUGACAUGGGGAAAGUACAACAAAUAGCAACACUUUGCUCUGUAUGACAAAAGGAAGAAUAAAGAAAUAAAAAUAGGCUUUCUACAGUGAAUUUUCUUAUUAGCUGCAAGACUGACAGGAAGACAGCAAAAAGCUGAGCAUUUAUCUGGUUCUGUGCUGAUUACCUUAAUAGCCUGAAGCUUUAGAGAGAGGAGAAGAGAUCUAGACUAAGGAAUUUGUUAUACUGAAAAUCUGAAUACUUGGUGUCCAAGCUUCAAAGUAUAAGAUAUUACACACUGAAAAAUGUUGAUGUGAUCUUAACGUGAUAAACAAGGCAUUUUCCUCAUAUAAGAAAGCUGAACAAACAAAAAUUCUGCGAAGAACAGUGCUACUAUUUUGAAACCUUUGGCAGGAAAUUCCAAAUUCACAGAAGUGGGAUGACUAAAAACAGUCCUUGGGAAAUGCAUUUUUAAUGAAUUCCUUUUAUCUUGCUAGUGAAAGAUAGACACAGAGAGCUCUGUAUCCUCUCUACAAGAAAAGUUUGUAGAUUGUUAUUUUCUUCUCUCAUGAAUGUUUGGGUAAAUGAACGUACUAGCUUUGGCUUUGAAAGAAAUGACUUGUCAUGGUCUCCUUUUUUAAAGUAUUUUUUAAAAUAGAAAUCCUUAUUACAGCACCCUUAGGCUCCUUUAAAACAUAAGUGGCAAAUAGUUGUCAAAUGUGCCAAAUAACGUUAAAACCACUGGGAUGAGAGUUUGAGUAUGACUUACAUGAAGGUUUUUUCCAAAGUCCUACUUGGUGCCAGCAAUCCAUCCAAAAGUGUAUCUAGUUUAUAUUUUUUUAUGUUCUAUUGCAAUAUUCAGGAUGCAAAGUACAAUUUUUGUCCUGGGUAGCUCUGUUUUCAUGUUAGCCCUCUGAAACUUUAUCAACCUCAGCUGGGAUGAGGAAUGACAAGAGCAGCAAAAAUGUCUGUGGCUGUGAAUUACUAAACCACUAGAAUAAAUAUCACAAGAUACAUUAUGUUUUUAUAAAAACUGUCUGCUUCAGUGAUUGAAACAUCAUGAAACCAAAGGCAACCUAGUUGCUCUGUUAGAUCUUGCUGGAUUUUGAGCCCAGGACUUUCUCUGUGCUUAUAAGUUGCCGCUGUACCCAGUGAUACAUACUUCUAUGUGUAUGUAUAUGUGUAUAGAUACACAUGUACAUAUAUACAUACCAUAUACAUUUAUAUCUACACAUGUCUAGUUUUAUUACAAUAGACUAUAAGAACUGGUGGUUAACAUGAAAUGUUACCUUUUAACAAGCAGUUUCUAAAAUUGAAAAUAAUGUAUGUACAGGUUUUGAAAUUUGUAAAAUAUGACUGUUAAAAGGAGGCUAUUUAACUGAUUACAUUAAGAUACUUGAACAUUUUAUGCCUCACAUCUGUUUAUCAGUUCUAGUUAUCUGUAUAAAUGCAUUUUAGAACCGAUAGACAGUAAACUUGAAUUUACCUUUUGAUAAGAGUACAAGCCACUGUACAUUCAAAAAUUAUUUAAAUUUGCAAACACACUGUUCUAUAUGUAAGGUACUGUAUGUAAAACUGUUUAUUAAAACUAUUCUGCAUACUCUA
Molecule: messenger RNA, 5101 nt
Organism: Dromaius novaehollandiae (emu)
Lineage: Eukaryota; Metazoa; Chordata; Aves; Casuariiformes; Dromaiidae
Gene: PHF20L1
Product: PHD finger protein 20 like 1
Exons: 22
Coding region: 294-3566 (1090 amino acids)
Biological process (GO): regulation of transcription by RNA polymerase II
Cellular component (GO): NSL complex
Source: RefSeq, a predicted model, not a curated record